This is a messenger RNA of Nycticebus coucang (slow loris), 757 nucleotides long. It is a transcript of the gene POLR1H, whose product is annotated as RNA polymerase I subunit H. The record is from RefSeq and is a predicted model, not a curated record. The transcript is spliced from 5 exons. Gene Ontology annotation, molecular function: DNA-directed RNA polymerase activity; nucleic acid binding; zinc ion binding. Gene Ontology annotation, cellular component: RNA polymerase I complex. Bases 176 to 547 code for a protein of 123 amino acids. Gene Ontology annotation, biological process: termination of RNA polymerase I transcription; DNA-templated transcription. Lineage: Eukaryota; Metazoa; Chordata; Mammalia; Primates; Lorisidae.
GCGCUCACUGCCCCGCCGCCUGCGCAGAGCUGACGCUCUAGCCCACGGAGUUAACUCUACCCUCACUCCUGCCGGAGGAAACGGUUGCCAGGCUGUUAAGAACCGACGCUGGGAAUUCCGGACAUUUCAACUCCUUGGUCGCAGCAGCGGUAGCCUUCUCGACUGGAUAUCGGUCAUGGACCUUGCCAGCACCAGCUCCAGCUUUCAGUCAGACUUGGAUUUCUGUCCAGAUUGCGGCUCGGUCCUGCCUCUGCCCGGAGCUCAGGAUGCAGUUACCUGUACCCGCUGCGGCUUCUCCAUCAACGUUCGAGACUUUGAGGGGAAAGUUGUGAAGACUUCAUUUGUAUUCCACAAACUGGGAACAGCCAUGCCUAUGUCAGUGGAGGAAGGGCCUGAGUUCCAAGGACCCGUGGUUGACAGGUGCUGCUCUCGAUGUGGUCAUGAGGGAAUGGCAUACCACACCAGACAAAUGCGUUCAGCUGAUGAAGGGCAGACUGUCUUCUACACCUGUACCAACUGCAGGUUCCAGGAGAAGGAAGACUCUUGAUCUUCUACCUGGGAAACUCCACAGUCCCUGCCUCUUCUUCUUUGGAAGGUGAAGGAUACUUGAUUCUUGAUGCCUCGUCCAUCCUUCUGGUUGCAAUGUUUUGCUUCCAGAGAAGAAUCAAAUCAUCAUGUGGGGCUAACAUUGUCCCUGGAGUACUCUACACCUAGUUGAGUUUCCUUAUUAAAGUUGUAUUUUUCUAUAAGACCCUGA